GUUCUGCCAGCAAUCGUGUCCAGUCUCUGAUUAUUGUUGUACCGCCGUUGGUACGCCGCGGUACUACGGAGACCACUCGUUCGCCUGCCCAGCAGGAGUAGCCGCUGACUAGAGCGGCAGCGGGGAAUGGAAGCGGAGAACGCGGGCAGCUACUCCCUUCAGCAAGCUCAAGCUUUUUAUACAUUCCCAUUUCAACAAAUGAUGGCUGAAGCUCCUGAUAUGAAUGUUAUGGACGAACAGCAAAUGCCAGCGGAAGUUCCAGAACCAGUGCCUGCUCAGGAACCUGUACAAGAGACUCCAAAAGGAAGGAAAAGAAAACCCAGAGCAACGGCACCAAAAAAACCGGUAGAACCCAAAAAGCCUGUUGAGGCCAAAAAAUCUGGCAAGUCCACAAAAUCAAAAGAAAAGCAAGAAAAAAUUACGGACACAUUUAAAGUGAAAAGAAAGGUAGACCGUUUUAAUGGUGUUUCAGAAGCUGAACUUCUAACCAAGACCCUCCCGGACAUUUUGACUUUCAAUCUGGACAUUGUGAUUAUUGGCAUAAACCCGGGACUAAUGGCAGCUUACAAAGGGCAUCAUUACCCUGGACCUGGAAACCACUUUUGGAAGUGUCUGUUUAUGUCAGGCCUGAGUGAGGUCCAACUGAACCAUAUGGAUGAUCACACUUUACCAGGAAAGUAUGGUAUUGGAUUUACCAAUAUGGUGGAAAGGACAACACCAGGCAGCAAAGAUCUAUCCAGUAAAGAAUUCCGUGAAGGAGGACGUAUUCUAGUGCAGAAAUUACAGAAAUAUCAGCCACGAAUAGCAGUGUUUAAUGGAAAAUGUAUUUAUGAAAUUUUUAGUAAAGAAGUUUUUGGAGUUAAGGUUAAAAACUUAGAAUUUGGACUUCAACCCCAUAAGAUCCCAGACACAGAAACUCUCUGCUAUGUUAUGCCAUCAUCCAGUGCGAGAUGUGCUCAGUUUCCUCGAGCCCAGGACAAAGUUCAUUACUACAUUAAGCUGAAAGACUUACGAGAUCAAUUGAAAGGCAUUGAACGAAAUACAGACGUUCAGGAGGUGCAAUAUACAUUUGAUCUACAGCUGGCCCAAGAGGAUGCAAAGAAGAUGGCUGUUAAGGAAGAAAAAUACGAUCCAGGUUAUGAAGCAGCGUAUGGCGGUGCUUAUACUGAAAAUCCGUGCAAUAGUGACCCUUGCAGCUUCUCUUCCAAUGGGCUAACUGACAGUGGAGAAUCAACUUUCAGUGACAUUCCAAAUGGGCAGUGGAUGACCCAGUCGUUUACAGACCAGAUUCCUUCCUUUAAUAAUCACUGCGGGACUCCAGAACAGGAAGAAGGAAACCAUGCUUAA
Puma concolor (puma) is the source of this 1347-nucleotide messenger RNA. It is a transcript of the gene TDG, whose product is annotated as thymine DNA glycosylase. The record is from RefSeq and is a predicted model, not a curated record. Gene Ontology annotation, biological process: base-excision repair, AP site formation. Gene Ontology annotation, molecular function: uracil DNA N-glycosylase activity; pyrimidine-specific mismatch base pair DNA N-glycosylase activity. Gene Ontology annotation, cellular component: nucleus. NCBI's taxonomy places the organism in Eukaryota, Metazoa, Chordata, Mammalia, Carnivora, Felidae.